Linum tenue is the source of this 242-nucleotide messenger RNA. The record is from the annotation of a GenBank genome assembly. Lineage: Eukaryota; Viridiplantae; Streptophyta; Magnoliopsida; Malpighiales; Linaceae.
UCUGACAAGAUGCAAGGGAUUGCUUGAUCUGAAUGCUCAGGAACAAGCUGCCCAGAACACUAAAGGAAAGGAGAAGCUCGAUGAACUUGAAGAACUCUGGAGCUGAGGAAGUUUCGAAGAAGAAGAAGGAAAAACGUUUCAUUUAUGUUUCUGUCUUUCAUUUUUAGUACGCUGUCGUUUAAUGUAGUGGAGGUAGUUUUAUGUUAGACAAAUGGCGGUUCGCCACGUCAGCUUUACCGUUG